AUGGAAGGUGUAAUUAGGCAAUCAACCACUGCACCCAAAUCAACCAAGAUAGAAAUUAAAUCAGAUGUAAAAAACUCUUCAACCUCCAACAAAAAUAGAAUCAAUCUGACUCCUAUGAAAAUUACACAGGCAGAUCUAGCCGUAGAAAUCAUCAAUACUAUUAGCAAUAUCAAAUUAGAACCUCAAGGCAAUCCCUCCUAUACAAAAGUUACUGGUCAAACUCAAGCUCCAACAAAAAGAAAGGUUUUGGAAUAG
Dentiscutata erythropus is the source of this 255-nucleotide messenger RNA. The record is from the annotation of a GenBank genome assembly. Lineage: Eukaryota; Fungi; Glomeromycota; Glomeromycetes; Diversisporales; Gigasporaceae.